Macadamia integrifolia is the source of this 2289-nucleotide messenger RNA. Its product is annotated as heparan-alpha-glucosaminide N-acetyltransferase. The transcript has 13 exons. Bases 385 to 1827 code for a protein of 480 amino acids. NCBI's taxonomy places the organism in Eukaryota, Viridiplantae, Streptophyta, Magnoliopsida, Proteales, Proteaceae. The record is from RefSeq and is a predicted model, not a curated record.
AUCAAGAGGGGAAGGAGAGAAACGAUCGAGCAAGAGUUAACAGGGCGGUUACAGGGGGAAAUAAGGUCGUCUCCAGUCAUUCUUGUUUCCUCUAAACUGAAAACCUCUCCUCUCUCUCUAACGAAGGGCCUGAGCUUCCUUUGCGAAGCCUGGAAGAGGGAGACCGUCUCUCCCUCUUCCUUCCAUCUCUUUUCGUCUGCUAACAAUCUGCAAUGCCAGUGGAAUUUAUUCCCUGGGUUUGGUUUCUCUGUUUUUGAUCCAUCGAAGUGAUCCACAUUUCUCGAUCUAAGUCGCUCCUCAGAAAUCGAAGAAAUAAAAAAAGAGAGGGGGGAACUUUCUCUCUCUCUCUCUCUCUCUCUGGUGACUGAUUUUUUGAUCUUGUCAAUGCUGGGAUCCUUCUUCCUUGUUAUGGUCGAUUCAUUCAGGCGCGCAGGACAGAAGAUUGGGAUGGGGAUGUAUGAGCUUAUAAAAGGAGAAGACAACGGCAUUGCGGAUGACAGUAAACACGUUGUCACCGUGGAGGAUGGCUACGCGGAUGAUAAAUUGGAAUCUAAUCAGUUGAUUUCCAUGUCGAAAUCCAAUGCCGGUGACAACCAGAGGCCCGUCAUCUUUUCUGGAAUAGGCGGAGACCAAGCUUCCAAGCGCCGCCUUGCUUCUCUGGACGUUUUCCGUGGAAUCACCGUCGCUCUUAUGAUACUAGUUGAUGAUGCUGGUGGAAUCCUUCCGGCAAUCAACCAUUCACCAUGGAACGGCGUAACACUUGCAGAUUUUGUCAUGCCAUUUUUCCUGUUUAUAGUUGGGGUUUCUCUUGGACUUACAUAUAAGAAAUUAUCAUGUAGAGUUGUUGCAACUAGGAAGGCUGUGCUGCGGGCACUGAAACUACUAGUGUUAGGUCUUGUGCUCCAAGGAGGCUACUUUCACGGUAUUAAUGAUUUGACUUAUGGAGUUGACCUGGAACAAAUUAGAUGGAUGGGUAUUUUGCAGAGAAUUGCAAUAGCAUAUCUGUUGGCUGCACUAUGCGAGAUUUGGCUAAAGGGUGAUGACGAUGUUAAUUCAGGAUUAUCCUUACUGACAAAAUAUCGAUUCCAGUGGUUGGUGGCAUUUGUGCUUACUAGUGCAUACCUGGCUCUAUUAUAUGGUUUAUAUGUUCCUGGCUGGGAAUAUCAAAUUCAGAGUGAGAACUCUUCUGCCGCUCUGAAGACCUUCUCAGUCAAAUGUGGAGUACGUGGGGACACUGGACCUGCUUGUAAUGCUGUUGGAAUGAUUGACCGUAAAGUGUUGGGUGUUCGGCAUUUAUAUAAACGACCAGUCUAUGCUCGGACAAAGCAAUGCAGCAUCAACUCUCCCGAUAAUGGUCCACUUCCUCCUGAUGCUCCUUCGUGGUGUCAAGCGCCAUUUGAUCCUGAAGGACUUCUAAGUUCAGUCAUGGCUGUUGUUACUUGCCUCGUUGGACUGCAUUAUGGGCAUGUUAUAGUACAUAUUAAAGAGCACAAGGAUAGGAUCCUGCAAUGGAUUAUUCCUGCCUCUGGUCUAGUCGUCAUGGGCUUUUCCCUGGAUUUGUUGGGAAUUCAUGUAAAUAAGGUCCUCUACACAUUUAGUUACAUGUGUGUCACAGCUGGAGCAGCAGGCAUCCUCUUUAGUGGAAUUUACAUUCUGGUUGACGUGUACGGUUACAGGCGCCCAACAAUUGUGAUGGAGUGGAUAGGGAUGCAUGCGUUGAUGAUCUAUAUUCUUGUAGCCUGCAACUUGCUACCGUUUGUCCUACAGGGAUUUUACUGGAGGGAUCCUCGUAACAAUAUUUUGAGGUUGAUUGGAAUUGGAUCAUGAUGGUGUGAAUAAACAGUUGAAGUUGGUUAAAAUUGGAUCAUGAUGACAUGACAGUAGGAAGGUGAAAGUGAGUGGUUGGCUCUUCUGUACAAGGGGUUCUGGUGGAUUCACAGCAUCCCUCGAUCAUUUGACUUGGUACCAUUCUUCCCAUUUUCAGAUGGGGAAGUUAAAAGAAACGUAGUUUCUAUGCUUUUGCAGUAGUAAGUGGAGGUCCUAGAGCAUAUUAUCUCCCUACAGAUCUUCUGGAGAUCUGGUUGUUUCGGUUCAUUUCAUUAUCUAUUUUCUUAUUUUUCCUGUGAAGCAGCGCCCUUAUCUCAUUGGAGAUUUUGUACAGUGCUGAUUCUAUAUGGAGUUCAGCUGAGCAUCAUUAUGAAGCGAUGAUAUCACACAAUGUAUUUUUAUAUAUAUAUUCACCGAGUAAUUUUAUGCGAGAAUAAAUAAACGGCAACGGUUUGGGGGACA